AUGGGUAACCAGCAAUCGAGUGCUGGAGGCGGCGGGCCUCCAGGAGAUGACAAGAACAAGAAGGACAAGAAGGAGAAGCCAAAGUACGAGCCGCCGCCACAACCCACAACCCGCAUCGGCAGGAAGAAGAAGAAGGCCGCCGGACCCAGCGCCGCCGCCAAGCUCCCGACCGUCUACCCGACCGCACGAUGCAAGCUACGCUACCUCCGAAUGCAGCGCAUCCACGACCAUCUCCUGCUCGAGGAGGAGUACGUCGAGAACCAGGAGCGUCUGCGCAAGGCCAAGGCAGUGAAGGAAGGAAACGCGCCCGCAGCCAAUGCAGGGGAUGCCGAAGACCGGAAUGCCGAUGAGCGCUCACGCGUCGACGACAUGCGCGGCAGUCCCAUGGGCGUCGGUAACCUCGAGGAGCUCAUCGACGACGACCACGCCAUUGUUUCCAGCGCCACCGGGCCCGAGUACUACGUCUCCAUCAUGUCUUUCGUCGACAAGGAUCUGCUAGAGCCCGGAGCGAGCAUCCUGCUGCAUCACAAGUCGGUUUCAGUAGUCGGUGUGCUCACAGACGAUGCCGAUCCGCUGGUAUCGGUCAUGAAGCUGGACAAGGCGCCCACAGAGUCGUAUGCGGAUAUUGGUGGUCUAGAGCAGCAGAUCCAGGAGGUGCGGGAGGCGGUCGAGCUGCCCCUGUUACAUCCGGAACUGUACGAGGAGAUGGGUAUCAAGCCCCCGAAAGGUGUCAUCCUCUACGGUGCACCAGGUACCGGAAAGACGCUUCUGGCCAAGGCCGUGGCCAACCAGACCAGCGCAACUUUCCUGCGUAUCGUGGGUAGUGAGCUAAUCCAGAAGUACCUUGGAGACGGUCCUAGACUCGUGCGACAGCUCUUCCAGACUGCCGCCGAGAACGCGCCUUCCAUUGUCUUCAUUGACGAAAUCGAUGCUAUCGGUACCAAGCGUUACGAGUCUACAUCCGGUGGUGAGCGUGAGAUUCAGCGAACCAUGUUGGAGUUGCUCAACCAGCUGGACGGAUUCGACGACCGUGGAGACGUCAAGGUCAUCAUGGCCACCAACAAGAUCGAAACACUCGACCCUGCCCUUAUCCGUCCUGGUCGUAUUGACCGCAAGAUUCUCUUCGAGAACCCCGAUCAAACCACCAAGAAGAAGAUCUUCACUCUGCACACCUCCAAGAUGUCGCUCAACGAGGAUGUCGAUCUCGACGAGUUCAUCAACCAGAAGGACGACCUUUCUGGUGCCGACAUCAAGGCCAUCUGCUCCGAAGCUGGUCUCAUGGCGCUCCGUGAGCGUCGUAUGCGCGUCAACAUGGAGGACUUCCGCACCGCAAGGGAACGUGUCCUUAAGACGAAGACGGAGGGUGAGCCGGAGGGCUUGUAUUUGUAA
Messenger RNA from Alternaria incomplexa, 1389 nucleotides. It is a transcript of the gene MTS2, whose product is annotated as 26S protease regulatory subunit. NCBI's taxonomy places the organism in Eukaryota, Fungi, Ascomycota, Dothideomycetes, Pleosporales, Pleosporaceae. The record is from RefSeq and is a predicted model, not a curated record. Gene Ontology annotation, molecular function: proteasome-activating activity; ATP binding; ATP hydrolysis activity. Gene Ontology annotation, cellular component: proteasome regulatory particle, base subcomplex. The transcript is spliced from 4 exons. Gene Ontology annotation, biological process: proteasome-mediated ubiquitin-dependent protein catabolic process. The coding region runs from base 1 to 1389 and encodes 462 amino acids.